Messenger RNA from Acanthamoeba castellanii str. Neff, 972 nucleotides. RefSeq names its product MORN repeatcontaining protein. Bases 1 to 972 code for a protein of 323 amino acids. The transcript has 8 exons. The record is from RefSeq and is a predicted model, not a curated record. NCBI's taxonomy places the organism in Eukaryota, Discosea, Longamoebia, Acanthamoebidae. Gene Ontology annotation, molecular function: protein binding.
AUGGACAAGGAGAGUAGUGAGAGCGACGGCAUAGAAAAGUUGCCGGAGGAGAUGUGGCAAGAGGUGCUCAGGUGGCUCCCGCUACCGGACCUCUACGCAGCCGCCCUGGCGUGCCGAAGCUGGGCGACUUUGUCCCUCUACGACGAGGCCUUCUGGCGACAGCUUGUUGAGUGCAAGUGCGGAGCGGACUUGGUGAAGCCGCCCCACAAAAGCUGGCAGUGGCUCUAUCGCUCCAAGCAGGAAGUACCACCGGAGAAGGCGGCCUCCUUCACCGGUGUUGGGCGGCGAGUCGAAUCCGUAACCACCUACGAGGGUGAUAUGGUCGAUGGCCUCCGCGAUGGCUGUGGUGUACUUUACCAGGCAUGGGGCGCUGUCUAUGUGGGCGAGUUCAAGGCAGGGAACCAGCACGGGUCUGGCAAAGAAACCGAGAAAAACGGUGAUUACUACGACGGUGAGUGGGCAGAUGGCAAACCCCACGGACAAGGCGAGAAACGAUGGGUAGAGAGUGGGACCUUCAAGGGUACAUGGGUGGAAGGCCACAGGAUCGGCUACGGCACCUACGAGUGGUUCGACGGGCACAAGUUUUGUGGUAUGUGGAAGGACACCCAGCAGGACGGCCAAGGCGUGUACCAAUGGAGUGACGGCCGCAAAUACGAUGGGGAGUGGUCAGAUGGCAAUAAGCACGGUGUUGGUACCUACGUCUGGCCGAAUGGCUGUCGCUACACUGGACAGUGGGAACGCAACCAACGGCACGGCCAGGGCGAGAUGGUCUGGGAAGACGGCACCCGUUUUGUGGGCUUGUGGCGGUACGAUCUGCGGCAGGUGGUCGCCGGCCAGGCCCAGUGCUUCGACGCCGACGGCCAACCCACAUCACCCACCCGGCCCGACUUCGCCCUGGGUGCCAAGACCUUUGACGACUACUUCUCCCUGGACGAGGAGUUGUGGGACGUCAAGUACGCCUCGCACCACUAA